CCAGGCUGGGGACAGGGAACAGACAGACAGACAGACAGCAUGAGACUCACGCUCGCCUGGCUCAGCGUCUGCCUGGCGAUUUAUUGCAGCGGCCACGGCCAUGGCCACAGCCACAGCCACAGCCACAGUCAGGUCCAAGGCAAUGUGGUACUAUCUUUGCCACCAUCGCUUAUCGCCACGGCCACGGAGGCGGCGGCCUUGAGGCAGCAACAGCAGCAGCCACUGCGCUGGAAAAAGGAUGCACGCGUCCUGUUUGACAGCGGCAACGAUGCACUGCGCGAUAUGCUGCAGAGUCUGCCCCACAACCAGCACCACGACAAUGUGGAUUUGGAUGUGGAGCAGCAGCCGCAAGUCGCGGAUUUUAAUCGAAAAGCACUGCACGAGGCAGAUGAUUUAGUUGGGGCACAGGAAAUUGCAGGCGCACAGCAGCGGGGCAGCCACUAUGGCGGUGCCACGCCCAGCCACAAAUACGGGGCCAGCCGCUGCCAGGGUCGCCUGGGUCCGUCUGCCAAGUGUCCGCAGGAAUAUUAUCGCGCCAUGAUGGCAGCCAGGAACAAAGAGGCCAUGGCCCGUCUGCACAUGCAGCACAACUCGAUGCAGGACAGCUCUGACAGCUAUAACGAGCAGCGGCUGCUGGACAGCGAUGAGGAGGAGCAGGAUGAAGAGCAAACCAACAGCAAUGAGGUCUUCAUGCUGCUCACUGGCGAACAGGACCUCAUCAAGUUCCUGCACUGGGCCAUGCAGCUGCUGUAUCCCUACGAGCGGCCCGAGGGCAAUCGCAGCGAGAGUGCCGCCGAGCACUACCAUCCGGGCAUGUUCCUGUGGAAGAAGCUCAAUCUCUCGGGCCACCUCGAGCCACCGCUGAUUGUGGAUGAGCCGCAGUUUGUGCUGGUGCGACGCGAGAAGCUGCUGGAUGGCUAUCAUUUGGACGACAUGACCAAGGAGGACGAUCCCUUUAUACCCCCACGUGGACGCAAACACAACUCCCCCGAUCUGAAUGCUCUGCUCAAUCGUUAUGAGACUUUUGUGCCGAAUCGCGGCAGGCGCGACAAGGUCAAGGAUCUGUUCAAGUACGACGAUCUGUUCUUUCCGAAUCGCGGCAAAAAGCAGCGCAACAUUUUCCACCUCGACGAUCCCUUCUACCCGAAUCGCGGCAAGAAGCUGAAGCUGCGCGAUCUCUACAACAUUAACGAUCCAUUCUUUCCGAAUCGCGGCAAGCGGCACUUGACCAAGGCACCGGGGCCUGGCAUCGAUCAGUGGGGAAAACUGCUGCCAGAUGACAGCGAGAGCGACAGCGACAGCGACAACUGGCCGCAAGGAAUGUCAACGCAUAAAAUGAAUGGCUACGAUCCAUCAGUCAGGCCAUCAAUGUCAGUGGUGGAUCCUACGGCUGCUGCAGCUGAGGGCGCUCGCUGGCGACGUCUGGCCGGAGGAUUGCUGCAGCCCGCUAAUAGAUUACACUCGACAAGAUCAAUGUCAGCAAGUGGACAACAAGCGAUGGCAAUGGGAGUGCAACAAUUGUUGCCACAAGGCAAUCCGUACAUGCCCCGCCAGCAGCAGGUGAAGCCCGCAGUCUGGCAGCAGCGCCUCAAGCGUUCGCUGCGGCUGGCAGAUGCCCCCGAGACACAAUUAACGCGUGCACCCAAUGCUAAUCCCACAAAAAUCGACACUGAAACGGACUCGGACACGGACACGGAUGCUGCGUGGGCCUGGGACACGGAGGCUGCCAAUUGGCGCAUUUAAAUUGCAGU
Molecule: messenger RNA, 1751 nt
Organism: Drosophila guanche
Lineage: Eukaryota; Metazoa; Arthropoda; Insecta; Diptera; Drosophilidae
Gene: natalisin
Exons: 3
Coding region: 40-1743 (567 amino acids)
Source: RefSeq, a predicted model, not a curated record